Syngnathus acus (greater pipefish) is the source of this 1894-nucleotide messenger RNA. RefSeq names its product bifunctional apoptosis regulator-like. The transcript is spliced from 11 exons. Gene Ontology annotation, molecular function: metal ion binding; ubiquitin protein ligase activity. Gene Ontology annotation, biological process: proteasome-mediated ubiquitin-dependent protein catabolic process. The coding region runs from base 222 to 1604 and encodes 460 amino acids. The record is from RefSeq and is a predicted model, not a curated record. Gene Ontology annotation, cellular component: nucleus. Lineage: Eukaryota; Metazoa; Chordata; Actinopteri; Syngnathiformes; Syngnathidae.
AAGAGAGAGGAACCGGAAAAAGAAACAUUUUUGAAAAGUCCAACCGGAAGCGGAAGUACCACCCCUCAGUGACGAUCACAAAUGAAAGUUUCUGCCACCCGGGAAUAUUCAGGUGUUUUGACGCCCACGCACGUCGAGGAAGAUUGAGGAAGAGGAAGAUGACACGCUGGCGUCUACGUGCACUUGGUAGAACAAAAUGCAAGCUGCAAACUGAGUAGACCAUGACGUCACCGGUCGUCAGCGGCUGGGACUCUCCUAAGAUGUACGGAGGGGAUUGUCCACCUGGCACUGUGGAAGCAUGUGAAGAAGAAGACCCCUCACCCACACAGGCUUCCAAGAGCAAAGGAAUCUCCGAGCAAGACUUCUCCUGCCACUGCUGUUUCGAUGUCCUGGUGAAUCCCACCACCUUGACCUGCGGCCACAACUACUGCCGCCACUGUCUGGCCCUCUGGUGGGAGUCCUCUCGCAAAAACGAGUGCCCAGAGUGCCGCCAGAGAUGGGCGGGCUUUCCCAAAGUCAACAUACUGCUGAGAGAAGCAAGCGAUAAGCUCUUCAGCGAGGUUGUGCAACGGAGGCGAGCCGAGAUCCAAGACAACCCUAAAAUCUCCCGGAUUCUACUGGCUUUUGAGAGGUAUGGCGACAAUCUGGGCAAAUCAAGGACCAAGCAGCACAAACUAGCGGGCUUCAUCUCAGCAGUCGUUGCCAUGCUCUUGGGUGUGGCGGCGGCGUUGCUGUUGUAUCAGUGGAGCAACAGCCGUGAAGUGGAACAAGAGGACCUGUUAGUCCGUCAAUCGGUGUUGCCAUGGACGCCAGAGGAAAUGAUCCUCUGGCUGGAGAGCUUGGGCCCGGAAUCCUCCAGCAAGUUAUUUCAGCCGGACAGUUCCAAUAACAGAUUACAGACGUUGCUGGAGAAGAAGGAGUCCUUGAAGCCGCUUUACCACAUCCAGAAUCAGGCGUACCGACACGCCGUCCUGAAUGAACUGUACAGACUUCAAGCGCAUGAAGUCAGACCUCAAAACCUGUGGGAAUACAAGGCAGCCCAUUCAGGGAAGUCUCUGUUCCUGCUUUACGCCAUGAAGCGCUCCCCUCGUCUGACGCUUUUCUACUUAUACUUAUUUGACUAUUCGGAAAGUUUCCUGCCCUUCCUGAAAACCUGCUGCCCGUCCAUCGCGCUCACCAGUCAAUCGUUGGAGAGCCGGCCCUUCAACGCACAGACGGAACCCAACUGGCAACAGUGGAGUGAGUUCAUGGUCAAGUACUUUCUCCUCCCAUAUCAUCUGAUAGCAGAGUUUGCCUGGGACUGGUUGUCCGUCCACUAUUGGACCUCUUGCUUCGUCAUCGUUAAUGCCGUGCUGCUGUCCAUGUUGGAGUGCUGCUCGUUGUGGAGACUCUGCACCACGGCUAGAAUCAGGACACUUCCUGGUAUGAUGUGGAAUCACGUCUGGGCGAUGUUAUCCCAGGGACUGGCUUUUGGCCUCAUGUGGCCUCUGGUGCCCCAACUGGUCUGCAACUGCCUUUUCUACUGGGCCCUCUACAUCAACCCCCUGAUGAACAUUGAGCUAUUGGUGAGGCAACUUCGGCACCCGGCAACGGCGGCGCAUUAAUGCAGGCUGCGCACUGCUAAAUGCAGCAACGGCUGUUGGAUUAUCAUUUUUUUUAUUUUUUUUAGUAAUAGUACUUGCAGCCUGUUCAUUUGCUGCGUGAAGUUUUAGUUUAUCCGGAAAGUGUCUGCUGGAGUCGGACGAGAUGGACAUAAAACGAUGACGACAGAACUGUAUGUUGGUGACACGGACGAGCCUGAGAACACACCUUUCUUGAUUCGUAUGCCAAUGGUCAAGAUCAUCUUAAGUGUGCUCUAGUCAAAGUUGAUCUUGAAGAUGAGCAAAUGAGUUUA